AUGGGAAGAAGAGGAAAGUCGCCGCCGUUUUUCUCAAACCUGGCCAUCCUCAUCUACCUCGCAGCGCCGGCGCCCUAUCCGCUCCUUCCGUUCCUUGCGCUCGGCGCGCAGGAUAUCAAGAGGAGGGAAGAGGCGCUGAAGAAUGAUGACGAUUAUCUUGUUGCUAGCACCGAUGGGGUGGGGACAAAGCUGAAGCUUGCUUUCGAAACUGGUAUUCAAGAUACAAUCGGCAUUGACCUGGUGGCAAUGAGCGUCAAUGACAUUGUAACUCUAGGUGCAAAACCAUUGUUCUUCCUAGAUUACUAUGCAACGAGCAAGCUUGAUGUUGAUCUUGCAGAGAAGGUUAUCAAGGUGAUUAGGGAUGGCUGCGAACAAUCAGAUUGUGCUCUCCUAGGAGGGGAGACAGCAGAAAUGCCUGGUUUCUAUGUAGAGGGUGAAUAUGAUCUAAGUGGUUUUGCUGUGGGUGUUGUGAAGAAGGAUAAAAUCAUUGAUGGAAAAAACAUUGUUAAGGGAGAUGUGCUUAUAGGUCUUCCUUCCAGUGGUGUUCAUUCUAACGGGUUCUCUCUUGUUAGAAGAGUACUGGAGAAAAGUGGACUUUCUUUGGAUGAUCAGCUCCCAAGAAAUGAUGGCAUAACAACUACGGUUGGUGAAGCUCUAAUGGCACCAACCUUCAUCUAUGUUAAGCAGGUGCUUGAGAUUAUUAGCAAAGGUGGUGUGAAAGGACUAGCCCACACUUUAAAAGGCAUGUAUUUAUGCUCGUUUAUACGAGCACAAUAGUUAAAAUCACUGACGUAUAGGUGACAUUCAAAUUUCAAACUUUUUAUUAUUAGGGCUUAAUGUUUUUAUGCUCUCAUGGAUAUUAUAUAUGCAGUUGUUAUAAAACAUUUAGAAAAUAUGAAGUUCAAUCCUAGUUAUACUUUUCUACAUAAUUUUUUACACAACAAAAUGGCAUUUAGACAUUUAGUUAUUCUCACUGGUACACGGUUACAUGAUACAUGCAUUUGUUUUUUUAUAGUUUUUGGUUCUAUAUUCAUGGUUCAAUCAAAUCUUUUAUUGUUUUGCAAUGUUCUUUACAAUAUAUUCAGUGCUCCAGGGAAAAGGUGCCUCACUAUCAUAAAAUUAACAUCGCUGAUCCAUUUAUUCUUAUGCACACAAAUAAUUAUGCUCAUCCAAGCACUUGUUUACAAUAAUCAAGUUUGAGUUUUUAUGAUUCUUGGAUUACAGCAGUGCACACGUGUACAUAUCACAGUUUUUAUGAUUCUAGGAUUCAUCUUUCUUCCAAGUAAUCGCUGAUACAUUGUUUCUGAUUCAUGAUUUUUUCUGGUUCUUUCUUGCAGCUGUGAAGGACGGUGUCUGAGGUCAUUUCAUGCAACUAACAAUUCUGGUGAAGACUAUCCAAUCUUAGGACACAACAUGCAGCAAUUAGACGUAACUAUCACGAUCCUUCUAUAGUUUAACGAGUAUUAUGUUUUUCUGUAAAGCAUAGAAAUACUUAUUUUGUUAACGCAUAGAAAAUCAAUGACAAAAAUGUAGAGUUUUUA
This is a messenger RNA of Zea mays, 1541 nucleotides long. RefSeq names its product phosphoribosylformylglycinamidine cyclo-ligase, chloroplastic. Gene Ontology annotation, cellular component: cytosol. The transcript has 9 exons. Gene Ontology annotation, molecular function: phosphoribosylamine-glycine ligase activity; phosphoribosylformylglycinamidine cyclo-ligase activity. NCBI's taxonomy places the organism in Eukaryota, Viridiplantae, Streptophyta, Magnoliopsida, Poales, Poaceae. Gene Ontology annotation, biological process: 'de novo' IMP biosynthetic process; adenine biosynthetic process. Bases 1 to 777 code for a protein of 258 amino acids. The record is from RefSeq and is a predicted model, not a curated record.